GAGAGAGGAGCGUGAUAUAUAUAGACACACAUACAUAGCUACAUGUAUCAGAGGGGGCGAUGCUGGUCUUUGAACAUGUCGGUAGACUAAGAUAGCACACCACCGGACCCUGUGGCUGCCACUUUCUGUGGUAUAUAUCAGGCUUGGAGUAGCUCCAGAGAGACUGUGUAUAUACUAUAUCAUACCACUGGGCCACUGACUGAUCUCAAAAAUGCUCAAGUUUGUCAAGAAAUCUCCCAAGUUACCACGCAAGGAAGAAAAUGCAUUACUGGCGGACCUCCAGUCCACGACUGCACAGAUAAAUCAGUAUCAACAUCAAUCGCCCGCACCCCGAACGCAGUCUCCGCCUGCACAACAACUAGAGCAACGACAACAGUACCAACAACAACAACAACAACAGCAACAAGAACAUUAUAACCACCAGCCACCGCAACACCUUCAGCGCCAGUACAGUGACCAACAGAACUGUCACGACGGGGCAUAUGAUCACCAACAGAUCACAAACUCCAACUCGUACGAGCAUCGUCAAGUGCCGCAAUCACUAGGGUACAAUAAUCGACAGUUACCCCAGUCACCGGGAUAUGAUAAUCGCCAAGUGCAACAAUCUCCGGGAUACGAUAAUCGCCAAGUGCAACAGUCAGUAGGUUACGAUAAUCGCCAGGUGCAACAGUCUCCUGGAUACGAUAAUCGCCAAGUGCAACAAUCCCCGGGAUACGAUAAUCGUCAGGUGCAACAUUCGUCGGGAUACGAUAAUCGUCAGGUGCAACAUUCGCCGGGCUACGAACAACAGCAGUUUGUUCAAAGGCAGCACAGUUAUCAGAGCCAGAGUAGUCAUCACUCUGCGGGACACCGGAGCGAGACCCCACCCCCUCUCCCUCCACCCCCUCCCCAGGAGGUCCUCGACAGCAUACCCCCACCCCGUCAGUUUGAUGAGCCACUCUAUGAGGGUCAGAGUGUGACGGUGAUCCGCGAUCAGACGCCAAGCUCGGGUACCUCCCGAAGUUCAGACCCAUAUUUCGACAACAAAUCUCUGGCGUCACCUCCUGCACCGAAACAAAUGUCGACAUUAACCAACAACCUGUCCGAGCUGGACCAGCUCCUGCAGGACCUCAAUUCGGCCCAGUUUAUGGCUGAAGUGGACAAACGCAAUGUCUCGAAUCAACAUAUUGUAAAUGGAGGAGGAGGAGGAAACGGGGGAAAUGGGGGCAAGGCCCGACCACCCCCACCUGUGGCCCCGAAACCAGCCCGUAACGAGAAUAGAAACACUGUUGAUAACCUUUUGGACCAAUUAGAGAGUGCCCUGCCUGAGAGGGCCAAUAGCUACAAGGGCCCUGAGCCGGGAGACAGCGAUAACUACGAGUACACCCCAGACCAGCAGCAGACGGCCCAAACCCACACGGUGAACAACGUACAAUCACAUCAAGUCAACAGCAUACAACGCUGCAACCAAAGCAACAUGGUGGCCACCCCACAACAGUUACCUCCCCCUUCCACGGCCACCAGGGAGCUGGAUGACCUCAUGGCCACAUUGUCAGAGUUCAAGGUAUCUAAUACCCAGCAGAGACAACAGCAGAUGUCGAUGCCUCACGCCCGCUCACCCUCGCCUCACAGCGAGCCUUCCUACGCCCGGCCGCAGAAAAGCCGGAACGCCUCCCAGGGAUCGGCACCACCUACUCCCGCCCCCCAGCCAACGGGCUAUGGAGGACAGCUCGAGAGCAUGCUCGGUGACCUAGAGAGUGACAUGAACAGACAGGGGGUCAGUACGACCUCCAAGGGAACGUGCGGGGCCUGUAACCAACAGGUGGUAGGACAGGUGAGUACGGCGCUGGGGAAGGUCUGGCAUAUAGAACACUUUAUCUGCUCCCACUGUAACCUGCCCCUGGGAACAAAGAACUUCUACGAGAGAGACGGCGGUGCUUACUGUGAGGAGGAUUACCAUCGCCUGUUUGCCCCCAAAUGUGCCUACUGUAACGGCCCCAUUGUAGAUAAAUGUGUGACGGCCAUUGGUAAGACCUGGCACCCGGAACAUUUCUUCUGUGCUCAGUGUGGACGGCCAUUUGGGGAAGAGGGUUUCCACGAAAAAGACAACAAUGCUUACUGCAGACAAGACUACCUGGAGAUGUUUGCCCCUCGGUGUGGAGGGUGCGGAAACCCCAUCCUGGACAACUAUAUCUCCGCCCUCAGUCGACACUGGCACCCAGAGUGCUUUGUAUGCAGGGAAUGUCACAUGUCGUUCGGAGGGCGUAGUUUCUUUGACCAUGAGGGUCAGCCCUACUGCGAGACUCACUACCACCUAAAGCGGGGGUCACUCUGUGCCAGCUGUCAGAAGCCCAUCACCGGCCGUUGUAUCACGGCCAUGUUCAAGAAAUUUCACCCGGAGCAUUUCGUGUGUGCUUUCUGUUUAAAACAGCUCAACAAGGGGACAUUCAAGGAGCAGAACGACAAACCCUAUUGUCAUCCAUGUUUUGUUAAGCUUUUUGGUUGAUUUUGUUAGUUGGAAAGUAUUGAUAAUUAAUACAAUGUACUUUAAACCAGAGGUAUUUAAUUUUUUUACUUUAAAUUCUAUGAGUGGUUUGAGAACUACACCCGUAGUGGUUAUCUACUGGUCUUCCAGCACUUUCUCCGUACUGUUUAUGAAGAAAGCUGCUACAGUUACUUCUGCCUGAAGUUACAUCUACUGCUGGGCGUAAGUAAGUCCUGAGUCCAUACCACUCGGACCCUAUGGUUCGAGUCAUGUCAACCCGGAGUCAUGUGUUGUGUUGUGUCCACUGCUGGGUCAACUGCCCUGUGUCAUCUCUUCUGCUGGACCAUCAACCCGGAGUCGUGUCCGCUCUGUCUUUGAGUUAUGUUCACGGCUGGGUCCUCUAAACCGAAGUCAGGUCGACUUCUGAAAAGAGUAAGAACUAGUUGUUUUAACUUGACAACUGGGACAGGAUUCCUCCAACACCAAGUUUCUUACCGGUAUAUCUUUCAGUUACCAAGAGCUGUUAAUUUAUAAUGACCACAUUAUUUCUACGUUUAUGUCUGCCGCAGUAUUUUCUGGGUGUCUGAUAUAUAUUUUUAUGGAAUCAUUGUGCAAUUAACUUGCAUAUGUACUUUAAAUUAGCUACACAUUUUUGUUAUUUCGUCAGAAGUAAAUAGAAGUUGCAAGAGUAUACUGGUAGAGGAGCGUCAGUAAUGAUUUGUUAAACAAAAGCUGAUGUAGCUACUGAAUUUUGUAACUAUGCAGCAUAACAUGGUGUAAGGUGAUGGAAAGCCGACUUUGAACAUUUGAUUUGAUUGGGCAAGAUCGAUCUCACCUGGUGGUUUGUUAUUGUUUCUGAAAAAUCAUUGCUGGUUUACUAAUUUUAAUUAUUGUUAAACACAUUUAGAGCAUUAUGAUUUGUUUUUUCUUUUUUUUCUGUGCUAUAGUCUUGCAUGUGAAAGAUCAGCCUUGUCUCCCCUGCCAGCCUACCUGGACUGUCCCAUAUCAUUGAUUGAGACAGUCCAUGUUGGUAUCUUAGGGGUAGCAGAGUUCAUCUGAUAUUAUUAUAUAUUUUUAUGUGAUAAUUUAUUUCAAUAGGUGAAAAUAAUUACUUUCUGUAACUCUUAUGAUUAUAUUGUUGAAGAUAUGUUGUAAUGCUGAUGAAAUAUUUGUUGGUAGCUGGCAUAUUUUUUUAUCUUGUGGGUCAACUUCAAAAUGACUCAUAAAGAAAAAACGGGAUACAAUGUUGUUUUCAAAUUGCCUGUAAGCCGAAUGCUAUACAAGAGUUCAACAUAUCUAAAGACACUAUUUCCAGUAAUGGGCAACAAAUGCUAGCACUCUUGUUUCCAAAAUAUUGUCUAGUUUUAUCAAAAAUUUCUUCUUUCACUGAUAAUUAUUUUUUUGAGAAAAUUCACUUUGUAUGGUGUAUUUGAUUUUGCGCGUUUCUCAUUACAAUCGAGCACAAUUUUGUUUUGUUGUGAAUACAUUUACAUCACUGACACAAACCACCGACAUCUCAUGUUUGACAUUGUGUGGUUUCUGGUCAUGUUCGUCUGUGCCUUGGUUUUUUAACAUUUAAGUUCUCAGGUUGACAAUGGAAUCCAUGCUGUUAUCGUAGAUCAAUGAAAUGUUUAUAAAACACAAUAGUAUGGUGUCAGAAUUUGUUGAUAAUACAAAAAAGAUCAAUUUAUAUAACGAUAUUCUUUUCAAGAGAUGAACGAUAGCUUUAAUUCAAGCAUUAUUUGUUAAUAUCUAUAUUUACGGGAUAAAAAUUCUCGUUUCUGUUACAAUAUCAACACCUGCUUUUCUUUGCAGGAUAGAAGAAAAAAACUAAUAUUGAUUCUUUUGUGCUGAAUCGAUAUUACCCUGGUCAGAAAAAAUCCUAUAUGUAAACUAUCCCCCAGGUGUAACUAUGUUGUCAUGGUUACAUUUCUCUAAAGUGUCACUUUGUGUUGCCAUAGUAACCUAAAGUAUCACUUUGAGUUGCCAUGGUAACCUUCCUCCCAUUUGUCACUUUUUGUUGCCAUGGUGAACUUCUUUCCAAGUGCAAACUUCCUUUCCUUUGAAGAGAUAUAAUAAUCAUGAACAUUAAGAUUUACUGAACAUGUUUUUGAUUGUAGAGAAAUUUUAUUUUCAUAGAAAAAAACCACUUUCUGGGUAACAGUUAAUGCUACAAGUGCAGGCCUUGAUGUUAGGAAGGCGGGAAAAGAGGAAAUAUGCCUCAAGGAGGCAUGAAUAUAGAAAGUAUGCCCCGUAAAGUUUGGAAAAUGGAGAUACACCCCUUGUAGGUGUGGUAAAUGAAGGUAUGCCCCUUGCUGUGGGACUGGUUCCCCGUGUUAAUGGCACUGGAGUAUCACCACAUACAAUAUACAAUGCAUUCAUGCAUGGAUUUAUAUGGUAUUGUAAUAUUUUAAACUUCUAUGUGAAAUGUAUUUUUGUUACAAUGUAUUUGAUAAUACAAUAAAUUAAAAAAAUAAUGUAAAAAAAAAAUGUAUCACUUUCCAAAGACUAAGGUAUAUAUCCUGGACGGAAUUGUACUGUAUGUACUUUUGUUGUAUAUAUUAUACUGUAUAACACUAGACACAUAACUAUUACGUAAACAAUUAAACCUUCGCUCUUUCUGUAUACUCAUCAUGUGAGCCUUUCAGCAGAGCUGUUGCAAUAUGCUUCAAAUAAAUCACAAAAUAUAUAA
This is a messenger RNA of Mizuhopecten yessoensis (Yesso scallop), 5156 nucleotides long. RefSeq names its product paxillin-like. Lineage: Eukaryota; Metazoa; Mollusca; Bivalvia; Pectinida; Pectinidae. Gene Ontology annotation, cellular component: adherens junction; filamentous actin; stress fiber. Gene Ontology annotation, biological process: muscle structure development; actin cytoskeleton organization. Gene Ontology annotation, molecular function: actin binding; muscle alpha-actinin binding. The record is from RefSeq and is a predicted model, not a curated record. Bases 212 to 2485 code for a protein of 757 amino acids. The transcript is spliced from 10 exons.